Vitis riparia (riverbank grape) is the source of this 2582-nucleotide messenger RNA. RefSeq names its product protein S-acyltransferase 21. The transcript is spliced from 10 exons. Gene Ontology annotation, biological process: protein targeting to membrane; peptidyl-L-cysteine S-palmitoylation. Bases 371 to 2344 code for a protein of 657 amino acids. Gene Ontology annotation, molecular function: protein-cysteine S-palmitoyltransferase activity. NCBI's taxonomy places the organism in Eukaryota, Viridiplantae, Streptophyta, Magnoliopsida, Vitales, Vitaceae. Gene Ontology annotation, cellular component: Golgi apparatus; endoplasmic reticulum. The record is from RefSeq and is a predicted model, not a curated record.
UUUGUUGAUCAAAACGCUGCGUUUUGGGCCACGUUAUCAACAUUUUUAAGCUCUUCAAUGGCUUCUCCAUUGAUGAAUCGAGCUACACAAACCCUAGAACUGAAGAAAUUAAGUUAAUGGGUCAUCUUAAAACUGGUUUUCAGCAUCUGAGUCGAGAUCAAAAUCUCACAAAAACCCUUAAGGGGUUUGGGUUUUUCAUCAUAUGAAGAGAGAGAAAAAAAGGAACUGGUCAGGUCUGAACCAGUAGUUCUGAGAUUCUGGCGCAGAUUUGGGUCGUGGGCUUAGUUAGAACUAGUUGUUUUUUGGAUUUUUGUGUUGUUCUUGGGCUGUAGAUGCUGCUGAUUCACGCGUUUGGACUCAGUUCUUGAACAUGGCCAGGCGUCAUGGAUGGGAACUCCCUGCUCACACGUUUCAGGUUGUGGCUAUAACAGUCUUUUUCUUGCUAUCUGUCGCAUUUUAUGCCUUUUUUGCUCCCUUCCUUGGGAAGGAUAUCUAUGAAUAUGUGGCAAUCAGUGUUUAUUCUUUCUUGGCGCUUUCUGUAUUUAUACUUUAUGUUAGAUGCACAGCUAUUGACCCUGCUGAUCCUGGAAUUCUGAUUGAAGGUGACAAGACAUCAACCUAUAGAUCGCAUAAUGACACAGAUCUUCCUGGGAAUGCAUCUUCUAUUGAAGAACCCAGCAAGAUUGGAUUGAAAAAUGGAGAAAAAUCAGACAGGCGUGGUUCAAGUUGUUGUUCCAAACUUGGAGGAUUCUUUUGUGGAUUUGUCAUAAAGGAAGACUGCCGCAAAGAUGAUGAUCUUCUGAAGCAACAAUCUGGGGAGGAAGAUGCACUGUUCUGUACAUUGUGCAAUGCUGAGGUACGCAAAUUCAGCAAACAUUGCAGAAGUUGUGACAAAUGUGUCGAUGGGUUUGAUCAUCAUUGUCGUUGGUUAAAUAAUUGUGUGGGGAGGAAAAAUUAUAUCACGUUCGUGUGCCUUAUGGCAGUGAGCCUUGUCUGGCUCAUCGUUGAGUUUGGGGUUGGUGUUGCCGUCCUCGUUAGAUGCUUUGUUGACAGGAAGGAUACAGAAAAUCAGAUAGUUGAAAGGCUUGGAGUUGGAUUUUCCCGGCCCCCCUUUGCUACUAUAGUGGCCCUUUGUACAGCUGUUUCAUUGCUGGCCACAGUCCCUUUGGGGGAACUAUUCUUUUUCCACAUGAUUCUGAUGCGAAAGGGUAUCACAACCUAUGAGUAUGUUGUUGCCAUGAGAACCCAGAGUGAACCUCCUGGACCAUCUGUAGAUGGAGGAGAGCAGCAAAGUAUGCCAUCUUCUCCAACCAGCUCUGCUGUGACAGCUAUGAGUGGAAGAAGUUCUCUUGGAAUGAGCUUGCAGUACAAAGGUGCUUGGUGUACUCCUCCCAGAAUCUUCAUGGAUCACCAGGAUGAAAUAAUCCCACAUCUUGAGCCUGGACGGCUUCCAUCCACAGUAGACCCAGAUGCCAUACAACCACAUGACAAGGGGAAAAGAUUACCUCAACGUCCGGUCCGAAUCAGUGCAUGGAAGCUUGCAAAAUUGGAUUCUAAUGAGGCGAUUAAAGCAGCUGCUAAGGCUAGAGCAUCGUCAUCUGUCCUAAGACCAUUAAGCUCUCAACACCAUCAAUAUGAUGCUGAUCAUCUAUCCAGUGGCGAUACGAGUGGCAGAAGCAGUCCAAUCAGUACCAAUCAACGAUUCCAAGCCAGAAAUUCUCGAGUAGGGACGUCAAGGUUGUCUCCUUCCAAGAGCUCAUAUCCUCCCAGUCGUGCUAGCGGAGAAGAUCUUGAUACAUGUGCUCACAGCUUUAGUAACAUUAGCAGUCCUAUCGGCGCCACCAUCUCCCCAUCUCCAAUGGAGCUGCGGGCAUCAAACAAAGAUCACUUCAACCCCAUAUAUCAGUCAUCAGCGGGCCAAUCUCCUUGGUCAGCAAGAGCAAGUGAUGUGAAUGAAAGCGCUGCUGCUGCUGUUCGUGAUAAUCUAGCACAAAUCCCCAUGACGAAAAACUACUUCGGUGCUGGAGAUAACUCAAGAUCUUCGGUAUUUUGGGAUCAAGAAGCCGGGCGCUUUGUCUCCUCAUCUUCCAGCACUGCUGGCGGUGCUGCUCAGGUUCCCAGAACAGAGCUCACAUAUUCAGGUCAAUCUAUAUUCUUUGGUGGUCCUCUCAUGAAUGAACAAUCAACAAGAGGGGCAAGAAACCCGGGUUUUCGCUCUGCCAGCAUGGAGAGAACUUCAACCUCAAAUUACUAUCAGCAGGGGAGAUCCCAGAGGGGUGGCCAACUUCCUGUCUUUGUUCCAAGUGAUUCCCAGCAAACCCAGUUCUCUUCCAGAUUGCCUUGAGCACUUGAACGGGGAAGCCUAUUCAUUUUUCCCGGAUAUGUAGAGUUAGAGCCAGAAUCUUCUUUCAUUUCCACUUCUGUUCUUUUCCUUGUUUUGUGCAGCUCUUAGAUGACUAUAUGCCAGAGUUGCACCCUUCUGAGUACUAACCCAGACACUAAUGUUUGAUGGUUUUUCUCAUUUUAACACUUGUAGGCUUGUAGCUACUGAUCAUACUGAUAAUAUCUAUCUUCCAUGACCA